AUUAGACUCUCAGGGUCACCUACUUGUGGGAUGUUGGAAAUUUUGUGACUAUUCGUAGAAAGUUCUCACUUAGGUUAGAUUUUUGAAAAGUCAAUUGCUAUCUUAUCAACGCAGGACGCUUGCGAAAGUUUACGGAUGGAGCAACAAUUAGACGACUGUGCAGAUAUUAAGUUGUAAACACAAUGGAUGUACAUCACAAGUUGAAUCAAGAUAGCGAUUUUCAGUUUCCAAGCGCUUAUGCUAAAGAAGUUGAAGAAGUACUGGCUAAGCUCAGUUUAAAGUCAGACAGUCUAGAUGAUCCAAAUUUUAAUGUAAUUACAUACAUUAAUGAGAGAUUUCCCAGUGAACAAUCACUGGCAAAUAUAGAUGAGGUAAUAUUAGAAGCAGAGAAGAAAAUUCGUGAAUUAGAUGGUGAAACAAGAGACAUAUUACGUGAUCGUUGGCAAACAGAGGAUAAAGGUCACGAAAUAGUUCAGGAGGCGAGAAAUAUGUUAAAAGUCCUAUUUUCAAGAAUACAGGAUGUGCAAGACCGAGCGACAAGAUCAGAGGAUAUGGUACAAGAGAUAACUAGAGAUAUACAACAAUUCGACCAAGCCAAACGUAACUUAACUGUUUCAAUAACUGCUCUAAAUAAUUUGAUACUUAUCGUCAACGCUAUCGACCGUCUCAACGAAUUACUUGGCAUACAAAGCUCAGUGAGUGAUUCAACACUUCCUGCGAAAACUGAUGACGUGCAUAUCAAUUCUCAGAAUCCAUUUUCUGAAGUUGGUCCUGCUUUCAGGAAUGAAAACUGUUCACCCGAUCAAAUGAAAUUUCAGAAAAUUGCACCAUCUUUCUUAGCGGAAGUGUCUAAUUUACUGGCCCAAGUUCAACGUUUAUUGCAACCUAUGCUCACAGCCUAUGGUUCUGUUCCAUCUGUUGCGGGAUUAUCCAAAGAGCUGGACACUAUUCAUACAGUUCUAGCUGAUCGCUUGAUGAAGAAACUGAAGCUGUUACUUGCGGCAACUAAAACUGUGACGGACAACAAGGAAUUGAUUUUCUCUAUUUGCGAACUUGUUGAUCUCCUCCCUAAGAAUCUGCAUGUCAGUUCGGAUAUCUUAGAUUGGUUCAUCUGCCAUCAUUUAACUGAAUACAAGGAAUUGUUUGAUCCAACUCAAACUGCUGCUUGGUUGGACAAGAUUGAUCAAAGAUAUAACUGGUUACGGACAAAUUUGGUCCCUUUGGAACGCUUAUUUACUUCAGUGUUUCCUCCUUCUUGGUUGGUGACUGAAAGAUUUGUUCUAGAGUUCUGCCAAAUUACACGGACUGGUUUGGAAACCGUUAUGAAGCGUCGUCAGUCAGAACUUACCCAUAACUUAAUUGUCUUUGCAUUGCAACGCACUUUAUCCUUUGAAAGCAGUUUAAACAAAACGUAUACAUCUGAUGCAAUUGAAGCCUUAAAAAGUAAAAUAGUAAAUUCGAAGAAUGUUGAACGUUCACUGAAUCCUUUCGAUGAUGAUGAUGACGAUGAUGAUGUUGGUGGUGGUGGUGGUGUUGGUGAUAAUGAUGAUGGUUCAGGAGAGCUGCAGUGCAAAGAGUCAAGAGAAGACAAAACCGACUUGCCGGUCACAGAGGAUUCUACUAAUACUUGGAAAAUGCAAAUAUUUGAUGGGAUCAUUUCUAGCUGUUUUGACCAAUACUUUGAUCUCUAUUUGGUUCAUGUGGAUAAAGCAUUACGAGAGCAAAUGAUUAAUCGUUUAGUUGGUGAUUUCACUGUCAAUAAAUCAAGCUUAGAAAAUCAGGAUCUCGAGGAUGUUUUCAAAAAUGAUAAUCCUUUUGAUUGUGUGCAAAAUAAACAGAAUUCCAAUGAUCCUGGUGCGAAUACUCUAUAUUCUGCUACUGAUCUUUUCCUAUUUUAUAAACAAAUAUUAAAACAAACACUGCAGUUAAAUCGUGGUCGUGGUCUGUUGGGUCUUGUUCGACUUCUACGACAAUAUCUAUCGGAAUACACUGUGCGUGUGCUUUUAGCUCAGAUUCCAGGUUUAGCGAUUAACAGCAACAAUGGAACUAGUACGGGUCUAUCUGCACCGGAUGUAGCAGCAAAAAUGGCUGCAUUUGGUUUAAGCAGUUUAUCAGCAUUGGGCCUUGGUCGUGGUCAAACGGGAAUCGGUGCUGCACUGGAAAACAUUAAAACACAAAGCAAAAGCACUUCUACACAAUCUGAGGUGAUUACUUCAUCAAGCAAUCAGGUGAUUACUAAUUUACUUCGAGACGAUAUACAGGGAGUUCGACUGAAUAAAGACGAUAUCUACAGAGUAUGUGUUGUACUUGUUACUGCAGCAUUUUGUUUGAAGACCGUAGAAGAUUUGGAAAAACGCCUUAAAUAUGAGGUCAGACCGCCUAGUUGGGCUUCAAAAAUAUCAUUUACUUCUGAACUCGACGCUUUGGCUACAUGCAGAUCUGUUUGUGUUCACCGUUUAGUGGCAGACUUAGAGGCUGGAGUCGAACCGCAGUUGACAGCGAUGGCACGUUUGCCGUGGAACAGUUUUGUUCAAGUAGGAGAUCAAAGUGGAUAUGUAACAUCAAUUGUUAAUCACCUGCGUACUCAAAUUCCUCUUAUAAGAGAAACUUUGUAUACUGUCAGGUAAUAUUAUUAGUUCCAAAUUUUAUUGGAUCCUUUAUCAUUUUUAAAACCAUAUAACAGUGUACUUCUUUGUGUAUUGUUGUUAGGCCAGCUUUUACGCAGAUCUGCAUAAAAUUUGCGGAUACACUAAUCACAAGAUUUGUGAAUUCUUUGUAUCGUUGUAAGCCGGUUAAUACUUUUGGAGCUGAACAGCUUUUGCUGGAUACACAGUCACUGAAAGCUUCUCUUCUUCAAGUACCUCUGUUUGGCGCCAAGUUCACUCAAGCACCUCCACGAAGUUUUACAAAUCUGGUUCAUGAAGGAAUGGGAAAGGCUGAGCGUAUUAUCAAGGCAGUUAUGCUACCAGUUGGUGUUGCCACAUCAGGGAAGCAGGAAUCAGUAAAUCCUCCAAGUGGUUUUGUCAUGGGUCUGAUAGACACGAAUGCAGCCAACGUAUUUCUGGCUAGUUAUGAACAACUGUUGCCUGAUUCCACUCAAACUGAUUUGCAAAAUGUUCUAGACAUGAAAGGUGUUAAAUCAAGUGAUCAGCAAUUAAUUUUGGAUAUUUUUCGUAGUCGAAAGGAACUAAAAUCGACUAUGAAAGAAACCAGUGAAAUUGUGAUAUCUUCAUCUUCUGUUGAAACUAAUAUUGCCACUGCUACUACUUCAGUUGCUACUAACCCGACUACUUCAACAUCAACCUAUGCCAGUAACAUCAUGGCAAAUCCCGCUGACUCCCCUCACAAAAAGUCGGAGAUAGUUUCAUCGAGUCCGUUCGAAUCCUCCUUGUCAGUAGAGGAGAAACAAUUAACAAUAGAUAAAAAAAGGAGACUAUUAAAUAAAAAGAAAUGAAUUCCCCUGUAUCAUUGCGAAUUCACAGAAGGCUUUUUUCUCUUUGAGAAGUAUCUUUGUUGUGAUUUUCUAAAUACUUACUACUUGCUUACUGUGAUUCCAAUUCAAUCUGUUUUGUCUUUUUUAGACAUUUACUUAACGUGUACUGAAUGAUCAUGGUGUGUGUAUGUUAAGUGGCAAGCUUCUGUAUUCAUUAAUCGUGCUACUAACAGUGAUAAUGUUUCUUUAAUGUUGCAUAUUUUUCUUUCUUUAAUGUUUUAAAAUAUAUUGUGAAGCAAAAACAA
Molecule: messenger RNA, 3738 nt
Organism: Trichobilharzia szidati
Lineage: Eukaryota; Metazoa; Platyhelminthes; Trematoda; Strigeidida; Schistosomatidae
Source: the annotation of a GenBank genome assembly